UUUUAAAUGUAUUCAAAGUAGUGUAUGAAUUAAUAUUUAUAGGUAUAUUUGUAUUAUUUUCUAAUAUUUCUAUUAAAUAAUGGCUCAAUUUAUAAUUUUAUCAAGUAUUUUACUCGUAUGUGUCUAUUUAACUGAGCAAGUACACUUUCUUCAACCUGAAUACAUAAAAAAUAUAAAUAAGAAAGCAACUACUUGGGAGGCGGGUCAGAAUUUUCAUCCUAAUACUACACUCGAGUAUUUGAAUCAUUUAUUAGGAUCUAAAGGAGUUAGAGGCGCAAAGAAUGGUCUGGUUAAGUCUCAUGAUCCUAAAUACAGCAGUUGCCAUCAUAUUCCAAAAAAUUUCGAUGCUCGUAUAAAGUGGAAACAAUGUGAAAGCAUUGGUACAAUUCGUGAUCAAGGAAAUUGUGGGUCUUGUUGGGCCUUAAGUACCAUCAGCGCCUUUUCAGACAGAUUAUGUAUAGCUAAUGACUAUAAAUUCAACAAAAUGCUGUCAGCUGAAGAAUUAACAUUUUGUUGUGAACCUAGUUCUGGUUGCAACGGAGGUUAUCCUAUCUCAGCUUGGAGUUUUUUUAAAAAUCAUGGAGUUGUUACUGGAGGUGCCUAUAACAGCAGUGAGGGAUGUCAACCUUAUCAAGUUGCGCCUUGUCUUCACGGUGAAUCACCAGAAAUCGAAGGUUCCUGUAAGAGCCAGCCAUUAGAAAAGAACCAUAUGUGUCGUAAAGAAUGUUAUGGUGAUGCAAAAAUUGAUUUCAAAAAAGAUCACAAAUAUACCAAAAACUUUUACUAUCUCAGUCCUGAUAAAAUUCAAAAAGAUGUUCUAACCUAUGGGCCAAUAGAAGCAUCUUUUGAUGUUUAUGAUGAUUUUGUAAGUUAUAAAAAGGGUGUUUACGUAAAGUCAGAAAAUGCCACUAUAUUAGGUGGUCAUUCAGUGAAAUUAAUUGGUUGGGGUGUGGAGAAUGAUGUUCGUUAUUGGCUGUUACUUAAUUCGUGGAACACUGCUUGGGGAGAUAAUGGAUCUUUCAAGAUUCGAAGAGGUACAAACGAAUGUGGAAUUGAAGAUUCUACAACUGCUGGUGUUCCUGUUGGUGGUUAAUAGUAUUAUAAUAAAACUUUGACAUUUCAUGAUAUUUACAAUUUAUUUUUUAUAUGUGAUGUAUAGUACAAUUUGUUGAGAAAUAAAAUAAAAUAAAAAAUU
Messenger RNA from Daktulosphaira vitifoliae (grape phylloxera), 1195 nucleotides. Its product is annotated as cathepsin B-like. Gene Ontology annotation, biological process: regulation of catalytic activity. The transcript is spliced from 6 exons. Bases 80 to 1093 code for a protein of 337 amino acids. The record is from RefSeq and is a predicted model, not a curated record. Gene Ontology annotation, cellular component: lysosome. NCBI's taxonomy places the organism in Eukaryota, Metazoa, Arthropoda, Insecta, Hemiptera, Phylloxeridae. Gene Ontology annotation, molecular function: cysteine-type endopeptidase activity.